This is a messenger RNA of Cylindrotheca closterium, 1128 nucleotides long. Lineage: Eukaryota; Bacillariophyta; Bacillariophyceae; Bacillariales; Bacillariaceae. The record is from the annotation of a GenBank genome assembly.
AUGGUAACAAAAAAGGCUAGGAUCGAACAGCAUUCCCCUAGAGACGCAGCCAUGACCGAGACCAUUACCAUUCGACGCCCCGAUGACUUUCAUCAUCAUUGCCGUGACCAGCCAAUCACUCAGGCUGUAUUGAAACAUGCGGUCCCAAGAUUCGCCAGAUGUAUGAUGAUGCCCAACUUGGUGCCGCCGGUCACCACCGUCCAGUUGGCCUUGGAAUACAAAGAGAGAAUUAUGUCAGCCAUGCCACCAGAACCUCACGCAAAGUUUCAACCACUCAUGUCACUAUACUUGACUGACAAGACAGAUCCAGAAGAGAUUCGCAAGGCGUGUGCGCUGAAGAAUGAGGACGGGACCCCAACGGUCAUCGCUUGCAAGUAUUAUCCUUCUGGUGCGACAACCAAUUCUGCCUCUGGAGUCACUGAUUACAAGAAUCUCUUCCCAGUUUUGGAAGCCAUGCAAGAACUUGGCAUGAUGUUGUGCAUUCACUCGGAAGUCACUCACGGUGAUAUCUUUGAUCGUGAACCAGCCUUUAUUGAUGAAAUUAUGAAACCGAUAGUGGCCAAAUUCCCCAAACUGAAGAUUGUGAUGGAACACAUUUCCACCAAGGCAGCUGUCGACUAUGUGCUUUCUGCACCGGACAAUCUCAAGGCCUCUAUCACACCCCAGCACCUUAUGUACAACCGCAACCAUUUGUUAGUUGGUGGUAUCAAGCCCCAUUUGUACUGCCUUCCCAUUCUAAAGGCAGAGGUCCACCGAGUGGCCCUCGUCGAGGCGGCUACCAGCGGCAACCCGAAGUUCUUCUUGGGAACCGAUUCGGCGCCGCAUGUGACCUACAGGAAGGAAUCGGCUUGUGGAUGUGCUGGUGUAUUUUCGGCACACGCGGCCAUUGAAUUCUACACCCAGGUCUUUGAAGAGGAGGGCAAGCUGGAUAAAUUGGAAGACUUUUGCAGUAGCUAUGGAGCUGAUCACUAUGGCAUUCCACGAAAUACAGAGACAAUCACAUUGGAAAAGAAAGCUUGGAAGGUCCCUGCCCAGUAUCAAUUUGGGGAACAUCCUCUUACGCCAUUGCAAGCAGGAGAAGAGAUUCCGUGGUCUAUUGUGGGAUUAGAAAAGGUUCCAGGAGUGUAG